Messenger RNA from Prunus armeniaca (apricot), 1287 nucleotides. The record is from the annotation of a GenBank genome assembly. NCBI's taxonomy places the organism in Eukaryota, Viridiplantae, Streptophyta, Magnoliopsida, Rosales, Rosaceae.
AUGUCAGACUUGAUUAGACGUCGUAGGGCGGUGACGGCUACACCGAGUUCGGAGCCCCCGGCUCAGCCGGUAUCAGCUGCCACUGCUCCAGCACUGAUGGAGCAGGACCACGUGCUAGCUGGUCCUGGGGGAUCCCAGGCGGCUGCAUCAUCAUCUUCUUCGGUGGUGCAGCCUCUUAGCGCUAGGCGGCGACACCGGCCCGCUACCACCACCGACACCACAUCGACUGACUGUACUGGUGCCUCGGGGGCACCUCCAGCCAAGAGGAACACCCGAGGGCCGUGUCGGCAGCUGAAGACGGCGAAGGUCACCCGGGUGACCAACAGUCGUAUCAGCAUCGGAUAUGACGAGCGCCAUCGGGCUGCACCGACGGCGGACUUGCAUAGCUCCUUGGCCCACGACAUUGGCCACGUCGUUCGGACCCAUUGCCCGAUGCAAUGGAAGUCUUGGAAGGUCAUGCCUGACGAGAUCAAGAUGCAAGUUCGCGGCCAGUUGUCGAGGACCUCAAACGAGGAGACUUUGGCGUACGUCAACAGACUCUUCGGUGAGAGGUACAAGCAGUGGAAGAGCGACUUGCACCACCAUUUUCAGGCGUUUGAUGAUCCGCAAGUCGCUCUUCAGGAGGGUUGCCCGAAGGAGCUUGAGGGCGGGAGGAUAAAUAAAGCCCAAGUGAAUAAGGGCAAUAGGAAGAAGAAGACUCUUCUUCACCAUUCCGGCUCCAGGCCCUUCUCAUAUAGGAUGGAUGCACGGCGUCGGGGGGGGUCGAAAUUCCCAGAGAUCGACGUCUUUGGUGACGUUUAUGUUCGACCUGGGAAUGAGUUGGCCGAGUCCCUUCAUACGACGAUGGUGGAGAGGAGCCAGUUGGUUCUUCAAGAGUCCGCCUCCCAACUUCCUCCCGAGACUCCGAUCGAGUCUGUGGAUCCUCCGCAUGAUGCUGGAUUUCAGAUUUUGACGCAGACGUUGGAUCAGACUCUCGGGAGGAGGCCGGGAACGUAUUGUAGGGGGAUGGGGAAUGCCCGACAGAGGGAACCUCGACCGCGGUCAUCGUCGCAGGCAAACAGUCAGGUGACUGUUUUGACAUCGCGGGUUGCCGAGCUUGAGGGUCAGAUGUCGGUGAUUCUGCAGUCCCUCGCGCGGUCCGGCAUUCCAAUCCCGAAUUUUGGUGCGUCGACCUCCGAGCCCGUCCACCCCGAGCAUCCCCAGCACACCACGGCCCCUGCAGACGCCCAUACCUCCGAGCCGCAUGUGGCAGAUGACCAAGUAGAUUUUGGAACAUUAUUUGAUUAG